Molecule: messenger RNA, 3975 nt
Organism: Salvelinus sp. IW2-2015
Lineage: Eukaryota; Metazoa; Chordata; Actinopteri; Salmoniformes; Salmonidae
Source: RefSeq, a predicted model, not a curated record
AGACGAUUGGCUGAAGCUGCCCACUCCCCCUUGAAUGUGGUGACAGCAACUCCGUAGACGUUAUGUGAGGCUUCGAUAUUAUUAACUGUCUUUGUUUGACACUUCUAGGACGAUAAACAGYUAUUCCAAUAGUUAAUAUAAAUUUAUAACAUGGCUUUUCAUGGUAGCAAGUGCUGCCGCUUUAUACUAGGCAGACAUUACGAUGUCAAGGCCCUGUCAACGCAGCACGUGAAACUAUUUGCACCAAGCUCAACACCCAAGUUGCGGCGYUGGUAUUCCAGAGCUACACAAGAGGAAAAUGAACUUGAACUCGUAUCUCUUGCAAACUCAAGUGCAGCUGUCCCUGCAACAAAAAUUGGGACUGCACAGGAGCUGGCUGUACCAGUGGGCCAGAGGCAAAGGUUGAAUGAGGAAGUUCUACCCUUCUCUGCCUUCCUGACAGACAACUUUGGCAGACGGCACAGCUACCUGCGCAUUUCCCUGACGGAGAAAUGUAACCUUCGCUGUCAGUACUGUAUGCCAGAAGAGGGGGUCAAGCUCACCCCUCGCGCUCAGCUCCUGUCUACUUCCGAGGUGCUGACCGUGGCCCAGCUGUUUGUACGAGAGGGUGUGGAGAAGAUKCGCCUCACUGGGGGAGAACCCCUCAUCCGACCAGACGUCGUGGACAUCAUCACMGAGCUGAGGAAGUUGGAGGGCCUGAAGACCAUCGCUGUGACCACCAACGGUAUGAACCUGGCGAGGCUGCUGCCUAAACUGAAGGAGGCUGGUCUGGACCUGCUCAACAUCAGCCUGGACACCCUGGUGCCGGCUAAGUUUGAGUUCAUCGUCCGGCGGAAAGGGUUCCACAAGGUCAUGGAAGGUAUUGACAAAGCCAUUGAGAUGGGCUAUAACCCUGUCAAGGUCAACUGUGUGGUCAUGCGGGGCCUCAACGAGGACGAGCUUCUGGACUUUGUGGCCCUGACYGAGAAGAAGCCUCUYGAAGUACGCUUCAUUGAGUACAUGCCCUUUGACGGAAACAAAUGGAACUUCAAGAAGAUGGUGAGCUACCAGGAGAUGCUGGACCGCAUUAGACAGCAGUGGCCCAGUUUGGAACAGCUUCCACUCGGAAAGACGGACACAGCCAAGACAUUUAAGGUGCCAGGCUUUCAGGGCCAGGUGGGCUUCAUCACCUCCAUGUCGGAUCAAUUCUGUGGCUCCUGCAACCGACUACGCAURACGGCAGACGGCAACCUCAAGGUGUGUCUGUUUGGGAACACGGAGGUGUCCCUGAGGGACGUUCUGCGCUCUGGAGCUUCUGACCAGGAGCUGCUGGAUAUCAUUGGCGCCGCUGUGGGCAGGAAGAAGAAACAACAUGCAGGCAUGUUCAGCAUCUCCCAGAUGAAGAACAGACCCAUGAUCCUCAUUGACACCACACCCCAAAGGCCCCUGUCCCUGCCCAAGUCCAGAGUCUGCCAGUGGUCCUCUCCCCCCUCGUCUAUGUCCCAGAUCCUGCGAUCCUCACCUCAGCUAUGGCCCUCCAACUGUACCACUCCAGAAGUGGAAGUGGCCAACCCAGUAAGGAUYUAUCGUGCCAUUCAGGCUACACAGUUUUAACAGUGCUGCCUGAUGUCAGCUGUUCGGGAACCCACCCGUGUGGAAGGAGCCCUCAGUGGUUCCAUAUUGUCAAAAUAAUCAUUUUACAGUGGUGCCGCUGGCUCUAGUGUAGUCCCAGAGAAUAUGGGAUUGAUGACUUACUGACAACCCCCAGUUCUCAAACCAAGGCUGCUGAUUCUGACAUGCACACAAAUYCAUUGAGUCACAAUGACAUAAACUGUCUCAGGUACACACUUGCCAGGAAUCCAAACUUAAUAAAGAAUGCCUCUACAAGGACCCCUGAGAUUCCCUCCCUUUGCACACAACUGAGAAACGCUAAAACAMGGCCCCACCUAAGCCAGCAUAGCAUAAGGCAGUGCCACAGACAAACCUCCAGAGAUGACCUCCAAGCCAAACUCAAACAACCCACACAGGAGCACUUGUGGGCGGGCGCAAAUUCUUCUGACUUCCCCCAAGCCGGACAACACCACCACUGCCCAACUGACCCACAAAGCCAAGCCUCCAUGGUGGAUGUGGGCAGCAAAUCCCCCACACGUCGAAGCACCACAGCUACCAGUCACCUGGGCCCCACUGCCUUCCGACCUGCUCCGGAAUAACCAUUUAGCCAAGGGUGACGCAGGCAACAUGGGCGCACUCAUCCCGCUUUGCAACCUGCUGCCCAUAUCACAGGCCGUACCAGCGUGGAUAUGGAUACGCUGACUGCGGUCYCAGUGGCAACGUUGACGCUUUACGUCAUGUGCAAGGUGGUGAGUCACAACAUCUCCAUCAGACAUCAAGCUAGACACGUGGGAAAAAGGACUUCCACCGUGAGCCCUAACCACUAACUGGACAAUGAUCUCCACGGCACCAGGUUUGGGGGUCAGUACAUACGGUAAAGGGGUGCAAUGGAAUGCAGACCAUAUCUAACAAAGUGGAUAUUCAUCAAAUCCGUCAUGAUUUAUAUUUAAUAACAGGCCCACAAUGUGGUAACUAAAGUCUGAUUUGGAUAUAUUUGGAUGUUUUUGCUGUAUGAUACCUAGAAGUCUUUUCGGGUUUAGAACUAAAUGCUUGUGUAAACUGGUAGCAUAGCAUGCAUGCCAUAUAGAAAUUGGUGGUGGUAAUUAGUCGUUUUUAAGUGUAAUGCAAUUGAUUGGUGACGAUGACAUGAACAUGUAUUGGGGUUUACAAGCAUUAUACUCUGACUUUUACCCCAGCAGUGUGAAUUACACAAACAAUAGCCAAAAUGUUUAUUUACGCCAUUGCAGAAAUUCUGGAUCUAUGGCCAUAGGGGGAACACAUGCGUGGUUGUUUUGGUCUAACAUUUACCUGGUCUAUACUAUUUUUUUAAUUUAGUUGGUUUAACACAGGUGGUGAUUUGAUAACUACAUUUCCCAAGUUGACUGAAUAAAAAAUGUAAUCGAGCCCCCAACCCUGCAUGGUACAUCUCCUGUCAGAAUCUCACAUUUUUUAGAGGAUCAGGAAAUGCAUCACUGCAAGUCAUCCACUGAUGACGUCCAUCUUAAGCUUAAACUCCAUAGACCUUUUCUAUGUGAUUAAAAUCAUAUUUUCUGGCUGGGAGGCUGUGCCAUGACCUGCUGAUMAUCAGUAUUGGUCCUUCCAUUGUACCAGAUUCUUAUGAUCAGAAAUGUUUCUGUACAGUACGUCUGCAGACCUGCCAACCUGCAUGCAUUUUGCGUACCAAUGCACACAAUUAGAGGUCAGUAUGCUGGUAUGAAAAACYACCUUAAAAUACGCAAUGCAGCAUCUGCAAUGUAGUCUGUCUGGAACACAACCCUUGCUUUWUAUACAGUAUGUCGCAGACCCUCACAGAAAACGUGGGUUACAAUUUUUUCUCCAAAUCAGUGCAGAUGAAGGAAUGGUGACAAGGAAGCUACUUUUCAAAUAAAACCAUUUGGCCCACAGGCCGCCAGUUGGGGAACCCUGGACUAGGGUGUGCGUUAACCUCUCAAACUUAACCCUUGCUUUCAACCAUAAGACAAUCAGAGUCUACUACUGUUUGCUGCCUCAUGUUCUAAGGCACGUGUCAAACUCAUUCCAUGGAGGGCUGAGUGUCUGCUGGUUUUAGCUCCUCCCUUGUACUUGAUUGAUCAAUAAGGUCACUGAUUAGUUAGGAACUAGUCCCCUUACCUGGGUGUCUAGGUCUUAAUUGGACACAAAUUGAAAGUAAAUAAUGAUAAUACACMCGGCCCUCCAUGGAAUGAUUUUGACACCCAUGUUCUAAGGUGACACUAAAUUAAUUUGAUAAUUUCACACAUUAAAGUGCUGUACACUGAUUGUUGAAUAUAURCAAAGUUACUAAUUAUCAUGUGAUAUCUUUUCUAUGUUCAUUAUUCAGCACUGRGCCUUUGGCAUACUAAUUGAAUAAACAAGUUAAUAUGUAAA